Messenger RNA from Schistocerca gregaria, 2286 nucleotides. Its product is annotated as lathosterol oxidase-like. Gene Ontology annotation, biological process: sterol biosynthetic process. The coding region runs from base 832 to 2133 and encodes 433 amino acids. Gene Ontology annotation, molecular function: C-4 methylsterol oxidase activity; iron ion binding. The transcript is spliced from 6 exons. The record is from RefSeq and is a predicted model, not a curated record. Lineage: Eukaryota; Metazoa; Arthropoda; Insecta; Orthoptera; Acrididae.
AGCAUCUAAAUACAGCACUGCUGCCUAGGCGACACAACGAGGAAAAUGAUCAGCACCGCACGAGGCGGCCAAUACUGCCAGCUGGUUCCGUACUGAAGCAAGUUUCGAGAGAGAAGUUCUCUUACUCCUGUCCGUUGCACGAGUGAGGUAGCGCAUAACAACCGCCAGGGAGCGUAAGGCUGACAGACCGCGUCGAAGGAGGCGAGAUGUUUCUAAAGCGCGCAAGACACGAUACAGAAAAUAUGGAAAACACUGACGAGAAGAAGAGACAGGAUGAUAGGACGUGUGUUAAGACAUCAGGGAAUAACUUCCAUAGUGCUAGAGGGAUCUCUAGAGCGCACAAACUGUAGGGGAAGGCAGAGAAUCGGAAUAUACAACAAACAAUUGAAGACGUAGGGCGCAAGUGCUACUCGGAAGUGAAGAAGCUGUUGCAGGAAUGAAAUUCGGGGCGAGUCGCAUCAAACUUUCCAGAAGACAAAUACUCAAAAAUGUUUGAUUGUCAGAUACCAACGCUCUUUGCCAAUGAACAACAAGCGCCGUUACAGCACAAAAGCUUACAAAGUACACAUGCCAGGUGCCAAAGCCGACAACCUUCUAUUGGCUGAUUAGGCUUCAAGUACGAGGUCGUUGUGAACGGAGAAAGGAAUUCUAAUAGCUUAUUGGCUUACGUGAUUCGCCAGUGAAUUCCUACGGGCAGUGGCACUUUAUCAUAUGUGAAUGAUAACACUGUUUUGCAGAGUAAUUUGAGUAGCGAUAAGGCGGGCACGGAACGGCCACAUCUGUUGUGUAUAAAGGAGUGGCCGGCCGUGCUUCGUCGCUCUUUCAGCGGACAUGGGGGCGAGCAAGAGGAGCCGCGGCGUCGCCAACGGGGCAGCCAAGGGAGUGUCCAACGGGGCAGCCAAGGGAGUGUCCAACGGGGCUGCCAAGGGAGUGUCCAACGGGGCAGCGAAGACCGUCGAAAAUGCCGCCGACCAGCCCGGCAAGUUCUUCGACCCCAUGGCGGUCACCUGGAUGGAGAAGUACAACGCGCCCAUGGAGAAGAUCUGGAGCCGCCUUCCAUCCUUCGUCCGCUCCACCAUCGUCACGCUCGCCGUAUUUAUCCUCGGAGCCACAAUGAGAGGUGAGUGGCUGCUGACGGCCGUGCACACGGCGCGCUACCUGGGCUGGGAGCUGGGCGACGGCUCCGAGGGCUGGGACUUCUCGUGGCAGAACCUCAGCCUGGAGGCGCUGCGCCUCAAGAACCUUCGCGUCUACUGGCUCGUCGCCUCAUUCGUCUCCUACUUCAUGUACUUCAGCAUUGGUGGUUUCCUACACUGGUACUUCUACGUACGUCAGCGCGACCGCCCCGAGGAGUGGAAGUGCCAGCCCACCAAGUUCCUGUCGCCGGAGCUGGAGCGCCACGAGAUCCUCGUGGGCUCCUUCAGCCUGCUCAUCACCAGCUCCUUCACGGCCACGCUCGCGUGCUACAUCAGUAACGGCGGCUGGAGCAGAGUCUACUACGAGUUCGACGAAUAUGGAUGGACCUGGUGGUUCCUGCAGUGGGCGGUUAUAUUCAUCUACCAGGACUACGCGACCUACUGGCUGCACCGCAUCUACCACACGCCGUUCCUGUACAAGCACUUCCACAAGCUUCACCACAAGUACAAGCAACCGACGGCCUUCUCCGUAACAGCCAUCCACCCAGUGGAGAUCAUGCACAUCCAGAUUACGCUGUGUCUGCCGCUCUUCGUCAUCCCCUGCCACUUCGUCCCCUUCUGUGGCGUGGCGCUCUACACGUACUACCAUGGCAUAAUCGAUCACUCUGGCAUCAACUUCAAGGCGUACUGGUGGCAGCCCUGGCAGCCAGACGCUAUCUUCCACGACAACCACCACCAGUACUUCCACGUCAACUUUGCCUUCAACAUAUACAUUUGGGACAAGCUGCACGGAACGUACCGGCAGAAGGACCGGCUGUACACGGAAGACACGUUCUACGGCCGUGGCAAGGCGCUGUCGGAGGCUACAGAAGAAGAGCGCCAGCAGGACCUCACUGAGCGGCUGUCUGAGAACCCGCGCGCCUACCGUAGUGGCACCCUCGAGUACAAGCUGGAAGGGGCAGAAGCCGCGACUCGCAAGCGGACGGCCGCCCACUGACAAUAGCGCAUGCGCCGUUAAGUCUUCUCAGCCACGCUGCUUUCUGCUGUCACAGCUAGAUUGUGGAACCUGUGGAUAUUUAAGUAAAUGCAGAGUCAUUGUAUAUAUUCAUGAUUACGGAUGUCGGAAUACCAAUAAAUACUCUUUUCGUGA